Molecule: messenger RNA, 1020 nt
Organism: Rhea pennata
Lineage: Eukaryota; Metazoa; Chordata; Aves; Rheiformes; Rheidae
Gene: ZCCHC9
Product: zinc finger CCHC-type containing 9
Exons: 6
Coding region: 110-907 (265 amino acids)
Cellular component (GO): nucleolus
Molecular function (GO): nucleic acid binding; zinc ion binding
Source: RefSeq, a predicted model, not a curated record
GGUGCGCGGCAAGGCGAGUCGCAGGGCGCGGCCGCUCUGUUAGAAAGUCUCUACUGCCGCGGCGGACUCGGUCUGCGUUGCGGUUUUCUAAGCUGCUCCUGGGACAGUCAUGACUAGAUGGGCUCGUAAGAAUGCUACUCACAGUGAAAAAGCACUGGAUGCUACACCUUGGGAAGAAAUGGUAAAUGGAUCGUCCAGGGAUAUAGCAAAGGGUAAAGAGAAAAAUAACUCAAAUCCUCUCUCUUUAAAGAAAGAGCAAGAGAAAAGGAAAAAGAAGAAUAAAAAGAAAGAAGACUAUCUGAACGAAGAUGUUAAUGGAUUUAUGGAAUACUUAAAACAGGCUUCACAGGCAGUGCAUAAGGGAGAGGUGAUAGAAGCAGACAGCACUGAGGUGAGGGAGGAAGUAGCAUUAGCCUUGAAGAAGGACAAGCGUCGGGAGGGAAGAAGACUGAAGAGGCAAGAAGCAAAGAAAAAUGCUAUGGUGUGUUUUCACUGUAGAGAACCUGGCCAUGGGAUUGCUGAUUGCCCAGCUGUACUUGAAAGUCAAGAUAUGGGUACAGGAAUCUGUUACCGAUGUGGAUCCACAGAACAUGAAAUCACCAAAUGCAAGGCAAAAAUAGAUCCAGCUGUUGGGGCAUUUCCAUACGCAAAAUGUUUUAUCUGUGGUGAGAUGGGGCAUCUUUCAAGGUCGUGUCCAGAUAAUCCCAAAGGAUUAUACGCUGAAGGUGGCUGCUGCAGACUUUGUGGCUCUGUGGAGCACUUCAGGAAAGACUGUCCAGAAAAUCAGAACUCAGAUCACAUUACUGUUGGGCGCUGGGCCAGUGGAAUGAGUGCAGAUUAUGAAGAAAUUACAGAAACACCAAAGCUGCAAAAAAAAGUGAAAGUACCUAAAAUUGUUAAUUUUUGAAGGCCUCUCAUGCAUACCAAACUGCAGUAACUCUGCACUGCUUCAUUUUGGAGUAGUGAAUGCACAGGACAGAUUGCUGGAUCUAGUAAAUCCACCAGACUGCUGCUGCAAAA